This is a messenger RNA of Diaporthe citri, 606 nucleotides long. RefSeq lists its product as uncharacterized. Lineage: Eukaryota; Fungi; Ascomycota; Sordariomycetes; Diaporthales; Diaporthaceae. The record is from RefSeq and is a predicted model, not a curated record. The coding region runs from base 1 to 606 and encodes 201 amino acids. The transcript is spliced from 2 exons.
AUGCACGACAACCGAACCCACCCGCUCCUGGCCCAAGUGCCUCUGACAGUAUCCCCUUUCACCAACCUGCCCACAUCCAUCACCCUCCCCUACACGUACAAGGCCAUGCCAUCUACGCUACCCCCCUCGGCCACGGGAGUCACAUCCGCCACCGAUCCAGAGUCAAGCGACAAGCCCCGCUACGUCGUCUCGCAGUCCGGGCACGCUGCUCACCCAGACGACAUCAUUGCCAGUUGUCGGGCCCUGCAGGCACAUCUCACCAAACUGCAGGGCGACGCGGAGCAGGAACUCCGAGAGCUCGACGACAGGAUCAAGGCGAGGGAACUGGCGGAGAAGCGGAGGGUCGCUCCCGGCUGGCUGGAUAGCGAUGCGAGACUACUGGAGCCGGAGAGGACGGGUGGCAACGGUGGCAACGGGGAGGGUGCUAUGGAUCUCAUGACGGGGGACGUUGCCGGUGGCAGUGCGAGUGACCAGCUGAGAGGGAUGAGCCUGGCUGCGCAGCAGGGCCACGCGGGGCCAGAUGGGCUGAGCGAGAUGGCUGCGCCGGACGAUCAGGGAGCCCAGCUGGACAGGGCUUUCGGCAGCUUGCCUCUGCGGCCAAAAUGA